Habropoda laboriosa is the source of this 1872-nucleotide messenger RNA. RefSeq names its product probable G-protein coupled receptor Mth-like 5 (gene mthl5). The record is from RefSeq and is a predicted model, not a curated record. NCBI's taxonomy places the organism in Eukaryota, Metazoa, Arthropoda, Insecta, Hymenoptera, Apidae. The coding region runs from base 418 to 1872 and encodes 484 amino acids. The transcript has 2 exons.
GAAGCGAAACGAUGAGACAGCCGCAGAAGAGGGGGAAAAGGGAGAAAAAGAGAGUGAGUACGUGGCGAGCGAGCGAUCGAGAGAACGAACAAAUGAAAGAGAAGGAGUGAGAUAAGAAGAUAGUGCAACAGAGAAUGGGAAUAGGAUGCGAUGGCGGCGGCGGGUAUGGCAGGGGUAAGUCUUGCUAGGCGGGCAACCCGCUGGUGGCAUUGGCAGGUAUGGCGAUGAACACACGAGAAGUUUGUCGUCGCGUUGCGAUGAACGAGUGAAUAACAACGCCUUCGAGGUGUAACUGUGGCCCUCGCGAAAUCGAUCACAAGCAACGCUACACAGCUACUACUGAAAGUUGGUUAGUGAAUGCAAACCAAUGUUGAAGAAACAGAAAUACGAGUGUAGGAACGGUGCCGAUUCAAUGACAUGUAUUAUCUCGUGUGUGCGUUGCUUAUCAUUAUCGGUACACUGGGGGCGAAUCAUCCCCGAAUCGUUUACGCGAGCACCGACGUCAAGACGGAUUUGAUCAGCGUCGCCAAGUGUUGUGAGCCAAAGGAGAUUCUCGUCGACGACACGUGCACGCCAUUGACGGAAACGAAUGAAACGGUGUGGCGACCUGAAUUUGUGGACGAGGUGAACGGUAUAUCAAAAAAUAGACCGCUUACGCCGAAUUAUCAAUUGAAAAUCGGAAGACCCAAGUGUCAGUCUAACGAGCAUCAAUGGAACGUGUAUCAUUAUCGAUCCGGCGAAGAUCGCCUCGCGAUAUUGACAACUGGUGUGUUGCGACACUACACCACCGAUUUGACAAAGAGAAAGCACGCACACGGCAGUAUUUAUGGAUUUGAUGCUCUGGAUUCAAUGGAUGAGGAUGAUCUCGAAACGGUGUCUAUUCAUUAUGAUUAUCAAUUCGGACAUUAUUGCGCUGACAAAGCAAUUUUGAGCAGAGACCGACUGGUAGCGACGUACGCAAUGAUCUGUGUACCCGACGUAGUCGUCGGCUGGACCGAUACAAAUUACUUGAUGAAACACGCGAUCGAUCCUACCUUCCAUGCAAUAUCAAUAGCCAGUUAUCUGGUAGUCGCGGUUGUCUAUUUCGUUCUACCACAGCUGCGUGAUCUUGUGGGAAACAUGAUAACUAGUAUGACUCUGUGCCUUAUAGCCAGUCAAUGUGCUUCUACGGUCAGAAUCUUCACGGAAUUCGGCAAUCACGUCAGUUUCAUGAUUGCCGAUACCGUCAUGUAUGUCUCGCUGCUAGCUGCAUUUUUCUGGUUGAAUGCUUUGGGUUAUUACGUAUGGAGCACUUUUCGUUCACGAAAUGUAUUUCUAAGAGUAACUGAUGGCAGAAAAUAUUGUUACUAUUCCACGUAUGUCUGGAGCUCGACGGUUUGCAUAGCAGGCACAGCGAUUUUCGCACAUUUCGCCUUAGAAACUAUUAAACCCCUUGUUAACGGAACGAUGUAUCCGCCUCAGGAAACAAUCGGUUGGCUCGGUAUUUCCGUGUUAUUUACGUCAAUCGUGUUUACGAUAAUGGUCGAUUUAUGCUUCGUUUUAACAACCGCGAACAGAAUAAAACGGAUGAGCACAUACGGUCGAAUUCAUCAUAAAAUGAAAUACAGCUUUAGAAUGUUUAUUUUUUUGUUCGCAAUAAUGAGCACUGGUUGGUUAUCGUUACUGAUGUCGCGCCUGAAUUACGAUGCAUUAGAAUAUUGUCACAUAAUUAUUAACUUGCUUCAAGCAAUUUUAAUAUUAUACGUUUGUGUGUUUGGGCAAAGGAGAGUUACAUUCUUACUUGGUAAAACAUGUAAUUGUUGUAAUUCAGGAGAAAAUAUCGAGGGACUUGACUGGGGCGAAGAAAUGACUGCCAUCAAUGCGGGAUAUUAA